This is a messenger RNA of Raphanus sativus (radish), 532 nucleotides long. RefSeq names its product protein-tyrosine sulfotransferase-like. NCBI's taxonomy places the organism in Eukaryota, Viridiplantae, Streptophyta, Magnoliopsida, Brassicales, Brassicaceae. Gene Ontology annotation, molecular function: heparan sulfate 6-sulfotransferase activity. The transcript is spliced from 5 exons. The record is from RefSeq and is a predicted model, not a curated record. Gene Ontology annotation, cellular component: membrane. The annotation marks the transcript as partial.
UUUCUUGAGGAAGUUGUAUGAUCACGCUGAGGAAUGUCCUCGUUCUUACGACAAGCUCCAUUUCGAUCCUAGAGCCAUGAGAUCAGUAGAUAGUUCGAAACCUUUUCCUUCGUUUGCUCAUCAUCCCUCUAGGUGGCAGCUAGUUUCUUGGUGCAUCCCAUUUGACUUCUGCGACGAGGAUGUCUGCCGCAUCCGCAAUAAUAACGUGAUAAGCCCGCUUGACAUAUGGCCGUGGAAGUACCUUGUUCCAUGGAUGAGAGAAGACCUCUUUGCUCGGAGAGAUGCACGAAAACUCAAGGGAGGAGUUAUUAUUGAAGACGACAACCCGUAUGACAUGGAGGAGAUGCUGAUGCCACUGCACAAGUAUCUCGAUACCCCUACUGCUCAUGAUAUAAUCCACAAUGGAGCAACGUUUCAGAUUGCAGGAUUGACAAAUAAUUCCCAUUUAGCAGAAGCCCACGAGGUUCGGCAUUGUGUGCAGAAAUACAAAAACCUCGGUGAGCCUGUUCUCCAAGUGGCCAAGGUUAGCUAG